This is a messenger RNA of Vitis vinifera (wine grape), 1569 nucleotides long. RefSeq names its product probable (S)-N-methylcoclaurine 3'-hydroxylase isozyme 2. The transcript is spliced from 3 exons. The coding region runs from base 22 to 1569 and encodes 515 amino acids. Gene Ontology annotation, molecular function: iron ion binding; monooxygenase activity; oxidoreductase activity, acting on paired donors, with incorporation or reduction of molecular oxygen. NCBI's taxonomy places the organism in Eukaryota, Viridiplantae, Streptophyta, Magnoliopsida, Vitales, Vitaceae. The record is from RefSeq and is a predicted model, not a curated record.
AGCUUCAUUUUCAUCAACACUAUGGAUUCAGACACAGUCACAGCAGAUAUCAGCCUCUCCUCUUUCGUAUACGCUCUUCUUCUGCUACCAUUUUUGCUCAUUCUCAAGCAUAUUUUCUUGAAACCUCCACCACUUCCACCGGGUCCAUAUCCAUGGCCUAUCAUCGGAAACCUCCUCCAACUGGGGAAGAACCCUCAUGUCAAACUCGCCAGCCUCGCCAAACUCCAUGGCCCACUCAUGUCUCUACGCCUCGGUACACAGCUGAUGGUGGUGGCAUCCUCGCCUGCAGCAGCACUUGAAGUACUCAAGACCCAUGACCGGACACUCUCUGGCCGGUACGUAAGUAGUUCACUAUCAGUCAAGGACCCUAAACUUAACCAUUUGUCACUAGCGUUUGCCAAGGAGUGCACCAACAACUGGAAGAAUCUAAGAACCAUUUGCCGGACGGAGAUGUUUUCAGGCAAAGCAAUGGAGUCUCAUGUGGAGUUGAGGGAGAGGAAGGUGAUGGAGUUGGUGGAGUUUUUGGCAACAAAGGAAGGUGAAGUGGUCAAGGUUAUGGAUCUAGUGUUUACUACUAUUUGUAAUAUACUGAGCAAUACGUUUUUUUCAAUGGACCUUUGUGAUUUUGAGCGUGAGGGUUUGAAGGAUUUCAUCUAUAGAGCUGCAGAGUUGGGGGCUACUCCAAAUCUAUCAGACUUUUAUCCUAUAUUGGACGGAUUGAAUCUGCACGGUUCUAAGAAGAAAUCCAAGGAGGCGCUGGGGAGGAUUCUCGCUACUUGGGAGGGGACUCUCAAAGAAAGAAGGAAGCAAAAGAAUCCUGGUUCCAGCCAUCGAGACCUCUUGGAGGCUUUUUUAGAAAUUAGGUUUGAAGAUGAUCAGAUCAACCAAGUGAUUCUGGAGCUCUUCAGUGCCGGGGCAGACACUAGCACAUUGACAAUAGAAUGGGCAAUUACACAGCUGAUUAGAAACCCAGAUGUCAUGUAUAAACUUCGAGAUGAACUCACAAAAAUAAUCGGUGAAUCUCCAGUAAGAGAGUCCCAUUUGCCUCAUCUGCCCUAUCUCCAAGCCUGUGUGAAAGAGACCCUGAGAUUGCAUCCUCCAGCACCACUACUCCUUCCUCACCGAGCCAUGGAGACAUGCCAAGUCAUGGGCUACACAAUUCCAAAAGACUCCCAAGUAUUUGUGAACAUUUGGGCUAUGGGGAGAGACCCCAAGGUUUGGGAUGACCCAUUGAGCUUCACACCAGAAAGGUUUCUGGAUUCAAAGUUGGAAUUCAAGGGAAAUGAUUUCGAAUAUAUACCAUUUGGGGCAGGGAGGAGAAUCUGUCCAGGAAUGGCUUUGGGUGCUAGGCAAGUUCCCUUGGUUCUUGCAACGUUGGUCCACUUGUUUGAUUGGUCUCUUCCGGACAAUAUGGACUCCGCCCAAAUAGACAUGGAGGAGUGGUUGGUUAUUACAUUGAGGAAGGAAAAUCCACUGCGCCUUGUUCCUAAGUACUUCAUCAAGAAUUAUGGCCUCUGUGAUCAUGAGGAUGUCGCUCAAACAUCAACUUAUUUUACUGAUUUGAAAUAG